Ascochyta rabiei is the source of this 1275-nucleotide messenger RNA. RefSeq names its product Taxifolin 8-monooxygenase. Lineage: Eukaryota; Fungi; Ascomycota; Dothideomycetes; Pleosporales; Didymellaceae. Bases 1 to 1275 code for a protein of 424 amino acids. The transcript has a single exon. Gene Ontology annotation, biological process: intracellular iron ion homeostasis. The record is from RefSeq and is a predicted model, not a curated record.
AUGUCAGCCACUCAGCAACAACCCAGGCAACUGGACAACACCUCCAGUUCGUCUUCUCCAGCUCUUUAUGAUCUCGUUUGUGUUGGGUUCGGCCCAGCUCAGCUAGCAACUGCCAUUGCCAACCGGGAAGCGCGCACCGGUUCUAAGGUGCUGUUCAUUGAGCGCAAGCCUUCGUUCUCAUGGCAUUCUGGGUCUCAUUUGCCCAGGUCACGCAUGGAGGGUCCGUUCCUUUACGACCUCGCAACCCUUCGUAACCCAAGAUCGGCGUUCAGCUACGCCUGCUACCUGCUUGCCCGCAACCGCCUGGUCGAAUUCGCAAACUCCGACCGCUUGAAUCCUCUGCGCGAUGAGUUCGAAGACUACUUGAAGUGGUGCGCUGAACAGUUCGCGGAUCAAGUUCGAUAUGGCAGCGAGGUUGUGGGCGUAGCUUCAGAGACCGAAGACAACAUGGUAAGAAGCUGGAAGCUUGCGGUGAAGGACGGAAACGGCAAGACAUACUUGCUCAGAACGAGGAACAUUGCCGUUCCCACGCCAGGAAAGCACAGCAGUGCGAAACCAGAGGCGCUGACGACCAUCAAUUUCCUUGCUGGUCAGCGAAUUAUGCCCAUGGCCGAUUAUCUGUCGCGAAGGGAAGAGCUGCGUCAACUUUACGAGCCACGACUGAACGUUGCUAUUGUCGGCUCCAGUUCGCAGACGAUCGAGAUCCUAGACGACUUGCUGUCAUGCCCUCGCCUUGGCAACAUCACAGUCGUGACGGAGAAUGACGAGCUUGCUCCGCUGAAGGUGCUCGGUGAACAAGAGCCACCGCAGCCACGACUGUGCUCGAUCUGGUCCAAGCCGACCUGCGACCGGAAACAAGUUACAGACUCGUCCGAACUCAUUCAGACCAUCUAUAUGCGGGCCUACGAGAAACAGGUGGCCAGCAAGGGCGAAUACGCCCUCCGUCUCGCUUUUGGCAAAGAUGCUUCUGAGCCAUGCUCCAAGGCCAAUAUCAUCAUCAGGGAUACUGCAGCAGCUCCUUUCUCAAGCAGUGGACUUCUGCAAAGCCUCAACUCGCUUGUACUCGGCUGCCAUCAGCUAGGCGAGAGCUUCGAAGAGGUUCAGUUCAAGCGAGGCGCCGUUGCUGACGCUCGUAUGUGGUUGAUGUCCGGAAAUUCAGAGGGUGGUCGCUCCUUGGCAAAGGAUAUCUCGCUGCGGGCCGGGGAACUAGUGAGUGCACUGUCGUCACCGGCGUCAGAGACACGGAGUGGGCUCGUGGUGCAGGCGAGGAUUUAG